Messenger RNA from Nicotiana tabacum (common tobacco), 1988 nucleotides. The record is from RefSeq and is a predicted model, not a curated record. Lineage: Eukaryota; Viridiplantae; Streptophyta; Magnoliopsida; Solanales; Solanaceae.
AUGACUGUUUGCAAGUUCAUCCAGAAGUUACAUUUGAUUGAUUUGCUUCCUAUGUUCCGUGUUUCCUCUAGAUUGGCCAUGAAUGAAAUUUCCCUGUUCGUCAUGAAUAUUCGCUUUAUGCAGAUAAUACACGAUGUUGAGGCAAUAGCUCAUGCAACAAAUGAGCAUCCUCUAGCAUUGCUUGCAGAACACACAAAGAAACUCUUGCAAAGAGAUAAUACUAUUUACAUGCCUAUAUUAUCUCAAAGGCAUCGUAAUGCUGCUGCUGUUUCUGCAUCCAUACUUCACAAGCUUUAUGGUAUCAAAUUGAGACCAUUCCUUGAAAAUGCGGAACAUCUGACUGAGGAUACUAUAGCUGUCUUUCCUGCUGCUGAUAGUCUUGAGCAGUAUAUAAUGCAAGUUAUCAUAUCUACUUGUGCUGAUGGAACUUCAGAUGCUUACUGCAGAAAGUUAAAUUUGUUCAAGAUUGAAACUGUAUCUGGGACAUUGGUACUCCGAUGGGUGAAUUCACAACUUGCAAGGAUUUUGAAUUGGGUUGACCGGGCUAUUCAGCAGGAGCGGUGGACACCGGUUUCCCCUCAACAAAGGCAUGGAAGUUCAAUUGUUGAAGUCUACAGGAUUGUGGAAGAGACGGUUGAUCAGUUCUUUGCUUUGAAAGUUCCAAUGAGGCCAGGGGAACUGGGUAGCCUCUUUCGCGGCAUUGAUAAUGCAUUUCAAGUAUAUGCAAAGACCAUUUUAGAUAAGAUUGCUAAUAAGGAAGAUGUUGUUCCACCUGUGCCUAUUCUGACAAGAUACUCAAGGGAACAUGGAAUUAAGGCAUUCGUAAAGAAGGAGUUGAAGGAUACAAGGAUACCGGAUGUCCUGAAGUCUGUUGAAAUUGACGUAGUGGCCACAUCAACGCUUUGUGUUCAGUUGAAUAGCCUUCAUUAUGCUAUUAGCCAACUGAAUAAAUUGGAAGACAGCAUUUGGGAGCGGUGGACGAGGAAAAAGCAUCACGAUAAAUCGAUAAAGAGCCCAGCUGAAGAGACUGCAAGAAAUUUACAGAAGGACUCAUUUGAUGGAAGCAGAAAGGAUAUUAAUGCCGCAAUUGACAGAAUGUGUGAAUUUACUGGAACGAAAAUCAUUUUCUGGGACUUAAGAGAACCAUUCAUUGAGAAUCUCUAUAAACCGAGUGUUUCUCAGUCUAGGUUGGAAUCAGUAAUGGAUCCACUUGAUAUGGUUCUUAAUCAACUUUGUGAUGUGAUAAUGGAGCCACUCCGUGAUCGUGUUGUGACAGGACUGCUUCAAGCAUCACUGGAUGGCCUACUCAGAGUCAUAUUAGAUGGAGGACCAUCACGUGUAUUCUCCUUGGGUGAUGCUAAGCUAUUGGAGGAGGAUCUAGAGAUCUUGAAGGAAUUCUUCAUUUCGGGUGGGGACGGGCUUCCUCGUGGUGUAGUUGAAAAUCAAGUUGCACGUGUUCGGCAGGUGGUAAAGCUGCAUGGUUAUGAGACCAGGGAAAUAAUAGAAGACUUGAGAUCUGCAAGUGAGUUAGAAAUGCAGGGCGGAAGAGGCAAGUUAGGUGCUGAUACCAAGACCCUACUUAGGAUUCUGUGUCAUCGAGGAGAGUCAGAGGCCUCUCAGUUUGUCAAGAAGCAAUUCAAAAUCCCCAAAUCUGGAGCUUAGUGUACUUGAUCUGUAUACAUUUUAGUGGACCUAGCAAAACCCUCCAUGGGAUUGUAACAUAGACAGUCAGAACUUUUAAUUUUCUUUUAUUUCUUAUUUUUUCAUGAUCUCAUUCGUCGAUGAGAACAAUCUGCUGCGACAGAUUUUUUUCUUCAAGGCAGAUACUUAAAGCAUAGCUUCUUUUCUUUUUGUUCUGUUCAUGUAUAUGUUUAGUGUGCAUUUCUUGCUUUCUUAUAACCUGUUCGGGAGGCAUGUAUAUGUAUAAUUUCUCCUUUCAUGGGAGAAUACGCUUGAACUUCUAUUUCUAAGAUUUUGGAAUUGAGUUA